Molecule: messenger RNA, 2751 nt
Organism: Symbiodinium sp. CCMP2456
Lineage: Eukaryota; Dinophyceae; Suessiales; Symbiodiniaceae
Source: the annotation of a GenBank genome assembly
GCAGACAAGACAUCUGCACCAGCUGACGCGGCCGAGGGCCUCAGUGCCGCGGACAUCUUCGCGACGCUGAGCGGCGAAACUGCAGAGGCGGAUCACGCCGAGACUUUGGAAUUCGACGUGGAUGGACAGGAUGACGAUGAAAGCGAGCCAGGCGCAGAGGCGUCGGCUCGACUAAUCAGCGCGCUGAAUGCGCUCUCCAAGGAGCCCGUGGGGAGUGUCGAGACGAAGCGCCGCGAGGCCGUCCCCGAGAAUGAGUUCCAUGUCCCGCCGGUGGGUGAGGUCUCCAUCGAGGACCUCAUGGCACCUUUGCAGGAUGAAGCUCGCUUCACCCGAGAGGUCAAGGAGCUGAAGGCCUUGUCACAGCGUGAGGGCUUGCCCGAGCCGGCGUCGGAGGCGGCGCGGAGCCGCGAGGAGCGGUCGAUUCAGUACAGGAAGACCUCCAAGGACGUGGAGAAGUGGUUUCCACAGGUCCACCGCAUGAACCGGGCGGAGCAGGUCGUCUUGGACUCUGAGCCUGCCGUGCUCCAGAGCACGACGGAGAUCGUCGGUGCAACUGCAGGGCACUGUCCGUCGGCAUAUGAUGGUGAGCUAGAGGCCCUACUACAUGCUCAAGCAAUCGGCAUCUCGGCGUCAACAAGCGAAUGCCAUUUCGGAUCUGACUGCCAAUCGGCCCUGGCUGCAGCCUUUGGUUUCUGUAGCUUUAAGGCCGGGUCACAGCUGCCGGCUGCAGCAAUAGGUUUGGCGGCUACCCUUACGGCACAAGGCAAGCAGCUUCUGCUCCACAAGAUCGAGGCGCACAGCGGCUGUGCUUUCAACUCGCUUGCGGAUGAAAUUGCCAAGCAUGCAGGCACAACAGGCCAAUCCCUUCCGGAUUCAGCAGACUGGAGCUCCUUACAGGCUGCGGUGACGGAGGCGGUGCUAGAGCGGGCCUGGCUUGCAACUCCCGACUCUAUCUUUGCUGCCACGCUGCCCCCGUUGCAAGGUGAUGGCACCUGGUCCAAACCCAAUGCCGAGGUGCGCAGCUCUGCGCCCAACCUGCUCCCCCCCUACCUAUGUAAGGUCACAGGCGAGGUGCAGACGGUCGCCCUGGACUUGAGGCUCCUCACGUACAACGCUCUUUCAGUGCGAGGGGCAACAGCCCGUGCCCUGAUUUGCACGGGCUUACGCAAGCACCGGAUCGAUUUGGCAGGCCUGCAGGAGACCCGGGACCGAGCUGAUGGCAUUUCUAGCUGCGAAGAAUUCUGGGUCCUCGCUGCUCCCUGUGACAAGGGGGGGCACUUCGGGGUUCAACUUUGGUUACGAAAAGCAGCAGGUUGGGACCGCACUAGCUUUGCCAUCGUACAUGCCGACCCCCGGGUCCUAAUUGUCGUCUGCACCAUCCGGGGUGUCAAGCUCGUUUUGGUGUGUGCACACGCGCCCACCUCUGUCACGGGUGAUGAAGCCAUCGGAAGCUGGUGGUCCCACUUAACGAGACUUCUAGCUAAAGUCCCCAAAGUCUGCGCGCCGCUUCUCUUCAUCGAUGCCAAUGCGCGCUUCGAGCCGCACUCCUCCCACAGGCAUACUUUGGAUGCGGCGCCGAGCAAUUUUAACGCGACUUGCCUGCGGCAAUUCGCGGUCGACAUGGGACUUCAUCUCAGUGCACAACAAGAUGAGCAGGGUCGACCCCUACACUCCUGGCGCAGUCCAAAAGGCACCACUAGCCUGAUUGACUAUGUCGGCUGCCCAAUCGAUUGGAAGAACGGCCACUCCACCAUAGGUAACGUGGAUCUGGCAGAUCUCCACGCAGACUGGGACCACCUCCCAAUCCACACCCGCCUGCGUGCACAUAUAGAGACCACGGUUCCUUCCAGCCGCACCAAGAUUGCUCCGAAAGACCUUCAAACUGAGGAGGGGCAAAUCAGGGCAAUACAUGCAGUCACUUCGGCUCCCCUUGUGCCAUGGACUGACACGUGCACUACUCAUGUAGAGACCCUACAGAGCUCGAUGAUUCGCUCUAUGCAGGACGUUCAGCAUACGGCCCAGCCCGCAGCACGCAACCCAGCGAUCUCACAGGCCACCCUCGGGUUAAUACGGUUGCGCAGACACAUGCGGCGCUGCCUCAGGACUGUCAACCGCAGAUCGGACAUGGGCUUCUUGCAUUUGUGCCUGCAGGCGUGGAAGCAUGGCACCCACCCUCCACAGGAGUUCUAUAAAGAGGCCAAAACUGCCCGACUUAACAUGGCGCGCAGCUACCACGGGCUGGCUGUCGUUGACAAGCAGCUCCGGCAGGCAAUGAUGAACGAUCGGGCCCAGUUCGCCAGGGUCGCCAGGCGCCAGAUCGAACAGUCCCGACAGGCGGGCCCGGCGGAGUUCGCCCAUCGCAUGCGCGCCAUCCUGCGCACGGGGCGCAAAUUCCGGCCCCCUCCCCUACUCCCGGCACUGACUAAGGAGCCCGAGGCACCAUGCCUGGCUGACGAUGUCAAGGAUACCUUUGCCAAGCACUUCGCCAUUGCCGAGCGCGCUGUUGAAACUGAGGUACAAGGUCUUAACACGGAGGUCAGUGUCGCCUGCCCCGGUAACAGGCACGACGGGACAGCUGUGCCCUCCAUAGCCGCACUGACGAAUGGCUUCGCUUCGCUCAAGCGUUCCAAGGCGGCUGGGCUGUCAGGUCUGCCUUCCGAAGCCUUUCUUGGCGCGCCCCUGACAGCGGCGUUGCGCUACUGGCCCGCGAUUGCCAAAGAGCUCCUCCGGGACCGCACGGCAAUUCACUAG